AUGGCGAUCACCACACUCCAUUUUCUCCAUCCGGGUCUUUCUCAAUUCUUCAAAUUUCAUCAUGAAAUUCAACAAAAAGCUCGGCCGAAAUGCUUAUUCGGCUCCAAAAAGACCGAUCCAUGCUAUCCGGAUCGGAUCCAUCAUCGUUUAGCCCGAGUACGGCGACCUCCUCUUCCGAUGACACGAAGGCCAGGAGAGGUGAGAAGAAAAGGAAGGCGGGAGACUCAUUGCCUUGAUCAGCGAUCAGAGACAGAAAGUGGUGGGACCAUGCUAGAGUUAAAUGGAGCUGCUGCGUUACAUGUGCGUGCAUCAAUCGGUGGACCCCACCCUUACGAUGCAGCGCAAUUACUGCCUUAA
Messenger RNA from Dovyalis caffra, 357 nucleotides. The record is from the annotation of a GenBank genome assembly. NCBI's taxonomy places the organism in Eukaryota, Viridiplantae, Streptophyta, Magnoliopsida, Malpighiales, Salicaceae.